Messenger RNA from Daldinia vernicosa, 1405 nucleotides. RefSeq lists its product as uncharacterized. The record is from RefSeq and is a predicted model, not a curated record. The transcript has a single exon. Bases 106 to 1215 code for a protein of 369 amino acids. NCBI's taxonomy places the organism in Eukaryota, Fungi, Ascomycota, Sordariomycetes, Xylariales, Hypoxylaceae.
AUAUAAGCUGUAGGAGACCCAGAGAAAACGAUCCCGAUCAACCUUUUUAAGCUACGAAUCUAUCAUAGGUUCUUAGGUAUAAUACAGUACAAAACAUCUGCCACCAUGACUUCCAUUACAAGCAAGAUCAGGGAAUCAAUCCCUCGCAACAUCGAACUCCUAGCUAUUCUCACCGAGACAGAUCACGCACAGCCAGCUCUAGAACAGCAGAAACGCUAUGUUGAUGACCUCAACAAUGAACUCUCUGCUGUCCGGAAGCGCAUCGCCGUACUUGAUAAACAGCGAGCUAAAGAGUUUAAGGAGCAUAAGAGAUAUCGCGACUCCGUUAUGAAACGUUUUGCAUACCGCGUGAGCGGCAAGACCGAGAAAUUCGAAGCCAAGGCUGAGAAAGAAGAGAAAGAAUAUUUCGCUGUUUUACAGCAAGGACAACAGGCUAAAGAGAUGGAAGAGCAUCUCAGACAGAUGCGGUCCAAGGCCUUAGAGGUCCAGAGUGAUUUAGAGGCCGAAACGAGUCGCCAUAUAGAAGCCCAGCAGCAACUUGACAAUCUUUAUGACAGUAUUUUCCAGGGACCAACACCAGCAUUUCCAGAUGAAGAUCGCUUAGAAGAGAAUGCCCGGAAUACUUUACAAUCCUACCAAAACAUUCGCAUGGUGGUAGAGGCGGAGCAUCAUGUUGUGCAUCUCUUAACAGAAGCCCAAGAGCGGAUCGUCAGGGCGCUCAAUUACACCGAAGAAGCCCUUGACCAUAGCCGAAUGGAUAUGUUUGGUGGCGGGACGCUGACCGAUAUGAUGGAGCGUAACGCAUUGGAUAAAGCUGAAAGUCAAGUCGGUCAGAUGCUAUCACUCGUGCGACAAGCACAGCACGCGUCGCAAAAUGUGCAAGGUCUACCAGCCGUCGAAAUUGCACACAGUGAUCUAUUAGGUGAUGUAUUCUUCGACAACGUAUUUAGCGACAUGGCUUUCCACGAAAAGAUCAAGGAUUCCCGUGCAAGUCUUCAUCGAGCCCACGAUAGCCUACGCAACCAACUAGCCCUGGCCAAAUCAAGAAAACAAGAAGCCGAGCAAGAGUUGCAUAUGCGCGCCGAGUCACUGAAAAGGGCUAGAGAAGAACUGCAAAAUGCAAGGCAAGCCAUUUUUGAACGUGUCGAUAAUAAUAAUAUUGGCGAGCCUGCAUUUACUAUGGAUCAACCUCCCCCAUAUCAAAUAGGGGCCUGAGAUACUACGAUACCCCCACCUAUGUAAAAUGCAAAUAGAGCAAUAAUUUUACUAGGAUACGGAUGUCAAUCUUAUGUGAACAACAAAUUCAAAUUCAAAUUGGCUAUCAGAACGCUGCAAUAUUUAACUCGAAUGAUCGACUAAGCCGCUAGGCUUAUUCAACUAACAAUACACCAUCGCCUCUUCCCUC